CUCUGCCAACACCCGCGGAAGGUGGAGCUUCGGCCGCGCUGCGUCGCAGGCGUCAGAAUCCUCGAUUUCCAACUUCUCGUCUUGGCCGGACCUUUUGGCGGAGCGCGCAAAGGAAAGUGGGGUGAGAGAGAGAGAGAGAAAGCCCUUCUCCGUCCAAAGGAGGGAGGCAGAGAGAUAAGGCGAAGGAGUAGGAGAAGAGGGGGAGGAGGAAGAGGAGGGGAGAAAAGAAGAAGGGAGCCAUUCGCCGGAGUGCGUCCAAGCUCAGCUCGGCUGCACUGGAGAGGCGGCGAAGGAGGGCGCGCGCGUCGAGCCCGCUAGCCCCGGCUUGCAGAAGCACCCUUGGAGGCGGACCUCGACGACGCUCGCCGUAGAGAGAAACUCACAGGGCGCCCGGGAGAAAGGGAGGCAGGGAGGGAGGACGGACGCAGUUCCUGGCGACGGCGGUGGUGGCUGUGUGCUCGCUGCCUGGCGGGUAUAUGCCUGCCUCUGGCCAUGUCGUAUCCUCAGGGUUAUUUGUACCAGCCGUCAGCUUCCUUGGCGCUCUACUCCUGCCCGGCGUACAGCACCAGCGUGAUCUCCGGCCCCAGGACGGAUGAGCUGGGCAGAUCGUCGUCCGGCUCGGCUUUCUCUCCGUACGCCGGCUCCACCGCCUUCAGCGCGCCCUCGCCGGGUUACAACUCACACCUCCAGUACGGCGCUGAUCCGGCGGCGGCGGCCGCAGCCGCUUUCUCGUCUUACGUGGGCUCGCCCUACGACCACACCCCCGGCAUGGCCGGCUCUUUGGGGUACCACCCUUACGCGGCUCCCUUGGGAUCCUACCCCUACGGCGACCCGGCAUACCGGAAAAACGCCACCCGGGACGCCACGGCCACCCUCAAGGCCUGGCUGAACGAGCACCGGAAAAACCCUUACCCCACCAAAGGCGAGAAGAUCAUGCUGGCCAUCAUCACCAAGAUGACCCUCACGCAGGUCUCCACCUGGUUCGCCAACGCCCGGCGACGUCUCAAAAAGGAGAAUAAAAUGACCUGGACUCCCCGGAACCGAAGCGAAGACGAGGAGGAAGAGGAGAACAUCGACUUGGAGAAGAACGACGAGGAGGAGCCACAGAAGCUCGAGGAGAAGGGCGAUCUGGAGGCGAUCGAGAUAGGUGUUGGAGACCCGAAGGGAGCCGCGGCAGGCAAAGAAGGCGACGGCGCGUUGAGCGACUCGGAUUGUAAAGAAGCCCCCGACGAGGGGCUAUCUAAAGGAGGCCCCGGGGCCUCGCCGCCUUUGGCCCAUUGUCUGCCGGCGGCAGCGGCUGCUGCUGCAGCAGGCCGCCUCCUCCAAGCGCACCAGCAGCUGCACCCGGCCGGAGGAGACGACCCGCAGCCAGCCCACCCGCUGCCCGCCCAGUACAGACCCCCUUCGACGGACCUGCACCCCCUCCUGCCUUCCAGCAACGGGACGUCGGUGAUCCACUCGCCCCAGGCGGCUCCGCAGGCGGCGGGAGCCGGGGCCCUUUCCAAGCCUAAACUGUGGUCUUUGGCGGAGAUCGCCACCUCAGCGGACAAAUCGAAGGAGGGCAGCGGCGAGGCGGCCCCGCAGGGUCCGAAUUUAGCCGGAGCCGGCUCGGCGCAAUCCCCGACGGCGCGGUCGCCUUCCUCCACGCACUGCCCUUUCCCCAAUGGCGCCUCGGUCCUUUCGCGGCCCCUCUAUUACACCACCAGCCCCUUUUACCCGGGUUACACGAACUACAGCUCUUUCGGACACCUCUCCGGCAAUGCGGCGACGGCGGGGAACCCCAGCCCCCAUUUUAACGGAUUAAACCAGACUAUUUUGAACAGAGCUGAAGCCUUGGCUAAAGAAACUAAAAUCCUCAGAAGCCAGUCCCAGUUUGAUCUUAGUAAAGACUCGCCUUACGAACUGAAGAAAGGUAUGUCGCAUAUUUAAUCUUGAGUAUCUUCCCAGAUUAAACCCUCUUCGCCAUCCACAACCGGACUAUCCCCUCUCCCUUGAUUUUUCUUUUCUCUUUUAAUUUUUGUGUUAUCUGUUUCUUUCUGCUUCUUUAUUGUUGUUGGUUUUAAUUUAUUUACAACCAAUUCAGACUUGAUUUUGGCAGAGGUUUUUUAAAAAAAAAUUAAAAAGAGAGUACUAAGUGAGGAAGGAGGAAAGCAAGAAAACAAGGGGGAAGAGAGAAACCCAGACCACUCCAUUUUCCAAAAUCAGUGGUAUAAUUUAUUUGAGAAAGCAGAUAGUAAGCAACUCUUGGGAGGAGAAUUAAUAAUAAUAAUAAUGUCUUAAGGUAAAAUGUGCAGGAAGUGCGGGGAGAGAGGAAAAAAACCCACAUGGGGAGGGCGGAGGAAGGCAGAAACAAUUUGUAUGAAAUGUUAUUCUGUAUUUAAUGUAGCUUUUUUGUAUUUAAAUCGGUAACACUAUCUUUGAAGUAAAUUAUGAAAUCCAACCGCCUGUACAGCCAUCAAUGUUGGUUUUUUUGGUAAUAUAAAAUAUAAAUAUAUAUAUAUAAAUAUAUAUAUAUACAUUUCUGUGUCUUUUCCCAAAUUGUUUCAUAGUUUUAAAAUCUAUCUAUAUAUAUAUACAAGUUUAAAUUAAAUUUUUAUGCCUAUUGAAUUACGAUUAGUAGUAUUAUAUUAUUACUCGAUGCGAAGAACUUUUUUUAAAAUUAGGGGAAGCGGAAGAAGUCAGUCAACCCACGGGAUUAAGUAUAAAAAUGCAGAUGCUCCUUUGUCAAAUGUAUUUAAUCAAAGCAUAGAGUUUUUUAAAAAAUACAAAUUUAUUUCUUCAUUUUGCUGGCAAAGUGGAGCCGACAGAAGGAAAUGUGGGUUGGGGCGGAGACUCCUAACAAAAGACAUAUUUAGAGUACAUUCCUUCCACCACCACUCUUAAAAGGGGAAAGGGGGGGGGAGCGGAAAUCUGCACUCUAAGAAUUUAACUGAAAGCAACUUUUCCAAGUGAGGGAAGGAUGUUUCCUGAACGCAGGCGAUUUGGGGAAAGCCUCUACAUUUGGCAUAAGUUCCAACUGGUGGAUUUGGUGACAGGUGGGACCAGGAAGAAAGGCGAAAGAAUACAGGGGUGAGCGGGGGAGGGAGGAUGCCGUGAAAUAUGUACAGGUGAUUGACUUGUGAAAGGAAGCGCCGGGGACGUUCCGGAUCUAAUGAGGGCCUGUCAGGGGAGUUAAUUCAGUCUGAAAAUCUGCGGGCUUGAUCCCCGCGAAGGAUGAGUGGCCUUCUAAUUCUGCCUCGUUAAGCGCGCAGAAGGUCUCAGGGUUCGGUCUCUUUGCAUCUCCUUUUUUUAAAGGGUUUCGGGCAGAAAAGCUGGGAAAGAUCUCUGCCAGAGAGACCUUGGAGUAGCCCUGAGCUAGCUGGGACCCAUGAACUGAUUCAGGUUUCCCCUACCCCACCGCCUCCCUGGGGACCCAGUCCCGUGAAUGCUAAGGGGGACUCUGAACGUCUAUCGCUUGUAGCUUGCUGCUUGUCGAGCGGGGUGGAUGGAUGGAUGGGUGGAUACAGGAGGAGAGGAUGGAGAUUUCCUGUGAAAGUGCACUCAAAAGCGCAGGAUGGCAACAGCGGACCGUCUCUUAACCUAAUUACUUUUAAUCAGUGUCGGGCUUUAUGCAAAGCAGUCAGCUCGUGAACUUUGCUAAUGAGUUCGAUUUUAUGCCAGAUUUAUCCCUUAUUACUAUUUCAAAGGUCUGCAGAGUUUUUACGGAGAGGGAUAGGGGGAAUACAUAUUAAAAGAGAAUAC
Messenger RNA from Zootoca vivipara (common lizard), 3741 nucleotides. RefSeq names its product iroquois homeobox 5 (gene IRX5). Lineage: Eukaryota; Metazoa; Chordata; Lepidosauria; Squamata; Lacertidae. Gene Ontology annotation, cellular component: nucleus. Gene Ontology annotation, molecular function: RNA polymerase II cis-regulatory region sequence-specific DNA binding; DNA-binding transcription factor activity, RNA polymerase II-specific. Gene Ontology annotation, biological process: regulation of transcription by RNA polymerase II; cell development; neuron differentiation. The record is from RefSeq and is a predicted model, not a curated record.